CUGAGUUUGACAUUUUUUCUCCCAUCGGAAUGCAAAUGUUGUCUGCUUCUUCUCACAACUGAAAGCUGUUGUCUGCUGGUAAGCAAGCUGCAUUACGUAAAACAACAAAAGUUUCAGGAGAAGUGAUUGCAUAAUAUCCAUCAAAGGAUGGUGUUCAGUGCAGUGGACCGGUACAUCACAGUAUCGGGUGUGAGCUGGCUCGGAUGGUACCAGCGACGUAAGCUGGAAGAAGCCACAAAGGAUGUGAAGAAAGCCCAGCAAGAGACACUGAUAGAGAGAAUCAAGGAGAAUGCAGAUACAGAGUAUGGCAAGAGGUUCCUCUUCAGUGAGAUCAAAGACAGAGAUGACUUUGUUAAAGUGCAUCCACUCACAAGGUACCAGCAUUAUGAGCCAUACAUAGAGAGAAUGAUGCAAGGGGAGACAAAUGUUCUCACCAAGGACCAGCCUGUAAUAUUUGCUGUCACCUCUGGGACGUCAGGGAAACAUGCAACCAUUCCUAUGCUGAAAAAACAGCAGGGUACAUUUUUUACCCAAGGAAUUAGUGUUAUUUAUGACAGUAUGAGGAGCGCUUUCCCUAAUCAAAGCAGUUCUCAGAAAGAUAUGAAAUUCUUUUACACACCUAGACUCAGAAUGGCAGAGUGUGGCAUUCCAAUAGGUCCAAAUUCUUCCUCGCCGGCUAAUUCCAAGAGAAUAUUGAGCAUGUACUCAACACCUAAAGCUGGGUACGACAUUUUGACUGAGCCCGAGGCUUUGUAUAUCCAUUUGUUGUUUGGUUUGAAGGACAAAAAUCUGGGUAUAAUUGAAGCCAACUUUGCUUCUCUUGUGUAUUCAGCAUUCAGAUCUCUUGAUGAAAGAUGGGAUUCCCUGGUGAAGGACAUUGAAACUGGCUCAGUAUCUGAUCAACUGAAGAUUGAGGAUUCAGUCCGUAAAGAGCUCAAUCAGGUUUUAUCUGCAGACCCAAAAAGAGCUGAUGAGCUGCGUAAUGCCAAACUGGCAGGAACGGUUGGCAUUGCAAGUAGAGUGUGGCCAAAACUGAACUUUGUGAUGACUGCAGAUUCAGGCACAUUUGAACUGUAUGGUCAGAGGCUUCGAGAGUUGUACUGCAAAGAUGUGCCUGUAUAUUCCCCUCUGUAUGCAGCCUCAGAGGGAUUGUUAGGUGUUAACAUCUGGCCGAGAGAGCGUCCCAGUCGAUACUUACUAGCUCCUCGCUCAAUGUUCUUCGAGUUCAUUCCCGUAGAGAGAUGUGAAGAAGAGAACCCUCCUACAUUGUUUCUCGAUCAGGUUAAGGUAGACAAAGUCUAUGAGCUUGUGAUUACAAACGCGAGUGGGCUGUACCGGUACAGGUUUGGGGACGUGAUCAAGGUUGUCGGUCAUCACAACACAUGCCCUGUCAUAGAGUUCCAGUAUAGACAAGGGCAAUUCCUGAAUGUCCAUGCUGAGAAAACAAGUGAGUAUGCCUUCUACAAGGCCCUGACUGGGGCCCUGCAAAAGUCUGGGGUACAGAUGGUCGACUACUGCUGUACAGAAAAUGUCAUGGUGGACCAGGUCACACCAGGUAAAAAGUCAUCCAGCCCAUGCUACCAUGUGUUCCUGGAGUUGGAGGAAGGUUCACCAGUCAAUAAAGUAGCUAUUGACGAGGAGCUGAAGGCCAUGUCCUACGUGUACGCCUCCUUCAGACGCAAGGGCAGCAUCGGGCCCAUGCAGGUUUAUGUGGUAAAGCCAGGCACUUUCUCCGAACUGCGGGCUUUCAUGAUUGAGAAGACAACGGGCUCCCCAAACCAGUACAAGGUCCCAAGGGUGUUGAAGAAGCCCGAGGCCGUCAAGUUUGUGCUUGAUCGAGUUGAGGCUUGUCUGUUGUAAUCAAUGAUACUGUUUGUAUAUUGUAUUCAGAAGUCUUCUGUGUAAGUGGAUAAUGUGAGGAUGCUCGAUACAUUAUGUCAUAAUAUGGAUUAUUCAAUGAAAUGUGAAACAGUUUCAAAAGUAUGGAGCACUUAUAUUGUAGUUUUGUUUAGAUUGAAGGUAUUUCAGGAAUUUAUAGAAAAUGGUGGGAAUGUCUUUCUGUCUGUUUUGAAAAAAUGGAUACUGCGAUCUCUCAAUAAAAUAGUAAUCAAGUUAAAUUUAUGAAACAAGGUAAUAGUAUAGGGUUUAAUGUCAAAAAGGAGUUUCUAGUUUUAAAAAAGUGCCGCUAAGGCAACAAAACCCUUAGGGGACUAGUGUAUUGCCAGCAAUACUUAGUGACUUGUAUAAUUUCUUAGUGUGCACAAUCUAGGGUUUUUUAUUAUUGCCAAUCUGUUAAAACAAUAUCAAAGGAGUACCUUUCAAACAUCAUGAUUUUCUUCUUAAAGCUGAUCAUCAUGUGUAGGGUAAACAUAGUAUUAUUUUUUUACCAACAUACUAUUUAUGAACAAAACGUAACUUGAUGUACUUCAAGACUGGUGAAUGAAAAUACAAUGCCUCCCUUGCUGUCUAGAUAAUCCUGUAUUAUAUAUCACUCUCUGAGGUGUAACCGUGUUUGUUGUAAGAUUUCAUGGUUAUUUGUAAAUCGAACAUUGUACAAUGUACAUUUUUAAACAAAUACUCAAAACUUACAUAAGAAACACAAUCAACAAUUUCUUAUAGCGUGAUUCAUUCAAGGAUACAAUCACUAUAGAAUGUUUUACUGUUGAUCAAGAGUUAUUUAAGGAAUGAAUUGCGGGGUUGAUGUCAUUAUCGGGGUAUGAACGCAAUUGGGCUGG
Molecule: messenger RNA, 2735 nt
Organism: Mya arenaria
Lineage: Eukaryota; Metazoa; Mollusca; Bivalvia; Myida; Myidae
Product: GH3 domain-containing protein-like
Exons: 7
Coding region: 148-1860 (570 amino acids)
Cellular component (GO): cytoplasm
Molecular function (GO): acid-amino acid ligase activity
Source: RefSeq, a predicted model, not a curated record